AUGUCAGGGACGGCACAGCGGCUUACCAGUACACAAUUCGGACGUUUGCGGACCGGUCUUUUUGGAGGAGAUCGUCCAUUGGCUACCGGUGAGACACCAACAAGUUCGGCAGGAAACAGACCCAUGACGUCGGUUAGAGCUGCUGGUUUCUCUUCCAACCUCCGCAGGACCUCUGCCAUCGGACUUGGCCGUUAUAGUCUUGAUCUUUCCAAUCAGGCCGGAAGACCUGACGGUACGGCAGUCGAUGUGGUUGUCCCGCCACUGGAGCAGAAUUUUGAGGAAAACCAGGAGGUGCAGAUAAAGGAAAUGGAGAAGAAGGUCACUGCCUUAUUUGAAGAAAGCUGUUUAGCAGCGGCCGACGGAGACUAUAGCCUCGCCUUGGAAAGGGCUAAGGAAGCGGGACGCAAAGAGCGCGUCUUGGUGCGUCAGCGGGAACAGCUCGGAAUCGCUGACCAGAUCAACCUUGAUCUGACCUACUCGGUCCUUUUCAAUCUGGCCAAUCGUUAUGCAGACAGUGGCAUGCACCAAGAGGCUCUUAACACCUACCAGGCAAUUGUACGCAACAAGAUGUUCACUCACGCAGGUAAAGAUUUGCUGUACCUACCUGGGCACAUAUGUUUUCCUUUGGAGGUUGACCCACACUCAUACAAGUAA
Dibothriocephalus latus is the source of this 654-nucleotide messenger RNA. The record is from the annotation of a GenBank genome assembly. NCBI's taxonomy places the organism in Eukaryota, Metazoa, Platyhelminthes, Cestoda, Diphyllobothriidea, Diphyllobothriidae.